CACAAACAAGUAACGUUUUGAAGAUGGAGGAUGGCCAACAAAGUACUCCAAACUCCGGCCAGACCAAACCCGAGACGUCAUUAUCAUCGGACUUCGAGUUUGGAUCAUUGACUCCCUCAUCUCCAUCGCAAGACCCCUUCUCGGAAAAUUCUCCCGCCGAUCAUCUUUUUCUCAACGGCCGUCUAUUACCGCACUCAUUUCCGACGAGCACGACUACACGUUCGGUGUCACGUACCACCAGCGAAAACACAUUUCGGAGCAAUAGUUCGAGUAGCCGAAGCAGUUAUAGUAGCAGCCCGACAUCUUACACUCCAAGAACAAGCACUUGUAAUAUCUUCAAGAUCACAAGUUCUAGUACCGGACAUGGGAAAGAGACUAAUGUAACAUGUUUUGGUACUCGGUCCGAAGAGAUUAUGUGUCUAAGGCCCGCAACUUCUUUGAAGAAAACAAAUACUUGCAGUAGCAAAGAAUACUAUCACAAGCCAUCGUUAAUAUUGGAUCUAAAGAAGAGACCACCGAUGAAAAAUGGUAAAGCCGUAAUUACUUCAACGACAAAUAAGGUUUCGUAUUUGCCGCAAUGCAAGAGGAAGAAGGCAACGGAGAUUGUGACGGCGCAGCUUUACGGGUCGUAUUCACGGCGGUGGCAGCAUAUAACUCCGGUGUUUAAAAGAGAAGGAUCGGUGAAAAGUAAAGGAGGAGGGAUUAAGGUCGGUGGACGGAAGAAGAAGACGACGACGAGGAAGAAGCCAAAGAAGACGGAGGAGAGAAGAGGAAUGAGUAAGUUGAUGAAGUGGUGGAAGAGGAUUUUAAAGGCGGUGGUGUUUGCUUGCAGGGAGUGUCAUGCAAUGGAGCCUCAGAUACUUGUAAAUGAUGAUGCUGAUGUGAAAAAGAAAGAUAACUAAAUGUCCAUAAUCAAAAUUUCAAUGUUUU
Messenger RNA from Arabidopsis arenosa, 930 nucleotides. NCBI's taxonomy places the organism in Eukaryota, Viridiplantae, Streptophyta, Magnoliopsida, Brassicales, Brassicaceae. The record is from the annotation of a GenBank genome assembly.